AGAAGCCCCGCCCAACGAGAUGGGGGCCUAACCUGCAUCCCUUGCUGGCUGCGAAGGUCUAUCUAGCCCAUGGGCCCUCAGAGACCUGCCCUGCCAAGACAGGGAAACUGAGGUUCAGGCAACUUUUUGGCAAGUGUGGUGUCGACUCAUCGCCACCAGUCAACCCCAUCUCUUUGAGUCACGGCUUCCUUGGCUGCAAAGUUGGACCAGUAUUACCCACAAGCUGCGCACCGGGGGAUUGAAUGGAGGCUCAAAUCUUAUCAGCAAUGCCACAGAAUCAGGGUUGUCAUAAUCACAUCAGCGACUGUGGGCAUGGGAACCUUCGAGAUUAUUUUAUCCGAGUACCCCGUUUUGGAGAUACCAAGGCCCUAAGGCACAGGAGGAAUGCAGCUUCGGGACUCAACCAAGUCUUUUGUCCCCCUAGCGCGGCGCGCCUCCCGGCUGGGUGGCCCUGACCUCCGCGCCCCUCCUCCUCGUGCCCACAGGGAGACCCCGCGGCCGCGAUGGCGGCGGACGUCGAGGGGGACGUGUACGUGCUGGUGGAGCAUCCCUUCGAGUACACCGGCAAGGACGGGCGGCGCGUCGCCAUCCAGCCCAACGAGCGCUACCGGCUGCUGCGCCGGAGCACGGAGCACUGGUGGCACGUCCGGCGCGAGCCCGGCGGCCGCCCCUUCUACCUGCCGGCGCAGUACGUGCGCGAGCUGCCGGCGCUCGGGGACCCCGCCGCCUCCUCGCCGCCGCCCGCGCUCCGCCCGGGCCCCGCAGCCCCCGAACCGCUCGCCUACGACUACCGCUUCGUGAGCGCGCCGGCGCCCGCGGGCCCCGACGGCACGCCCGCCAAGCCCCGGGGCCGCGUGAGCUCCCUGUGCGGCCCCGCGCCGCGCGGCGCCUCGACCCAGCACGGCAGCCCGGGGCCCCGCCUGCCCACCUGCCUGUGCACGCGGCCCGCGGCGCCCGUGCGGCCCGCGCAGUCCCUGGACGACCUGGCGCGCGCCGCCGCCGCGCCCCCUGCCGGCCUCCUGGGAAGCGCGGGCAGCUUCAAGGCCUGCAGCGUGGCGGGCUCCUGGGUGUGCCCGCGCCCCCUGGCGCGCCGCGACUCGGAGAACGUCUACGAGGCCGUCCUGGACGUGCGCGGCCCGGCGCGGGAGGAGCGCCCGCAGCAGGUGGACGACCCCCCGGAGCCCGUGUACGGGAACGUAGAGAGGCAGCCCCUGCCCACUUCACCUGGCACCGCCUCGGUCCCCCGCCCCCCCGCAUGGGAGAAGCACCUGGACGCGGGCAGCGGGCGCCCCUACGAUUACAACCCAGACACGGGCGUGACCACCUGGGAGUCGCCCUUCGAGGCCUCUGAGGGCGCCGCCAGCACAGCCACCUCUCCGGCCUCGGUGGGAAGCCGCGAGAGCCUCGAGACAGACUGGGGCCAGUACUGGGAUGAGGAGAGCCGCAGGGUGUUCUUCUACAACCCGCUGACAGGCGAGGCCGUCUGGGAGGACGAGCCGGAGGACGAGCUGGAGGACGAGCCCGAGGACGAGCCCGAGGACGAGCCAUCCCGCACCCCGCAGUCCCCAGGACAGCUAAUGAGGGGCCCCCCUACCCCUGAAACGGACUACCCCGAGUCGCUGACCAGUUACCCCGAGGAGGACUAUUCCCCCGUGGGCUCUUUAAAUGACCCUCGGCCCACCUCUCCGUUGGCCGAGCCCCCCGGCUGGUCUUGCCACGUGAGCCCCGAGGGCCAGACACUCUACACCAACCACUACACCCAAGAGCAGUGGGUGCGGUUGGAGGACCAACAUGGGCAGCCCUACUUCUACAACCCAGAAGACACCUCAGUUCAGUGGGAGCUGCCCCAGGUACCUGUCCCUGCCCCUCGAAGCAUCUGCAAAUCCAACCAGGACAGUGAGACCCCAGCCCAGGCCAGCCCCCCUGAGGAGAAGAUCAAGACUCUGGACAAGGCCGGUGUGCUUCAUGGCACCAAGACAGUGGACAAGGGGAAGCGGCUCCGGAAGAAGCACUGGAGUGCCUCCUGGACGGUGCUGGAGGGUGGCGUCCUGACAUUCUUCAAGGACUUGAAGGACUCAGCUGCAGGUAGGCUGAGGCAGCCUCACAAGCUCUGUACCCCUGAGUACACAGUGGAGUUGAGGGGGGCCUCUCUCUCCUGGGCCCCCAACGAGAAAUCUAGCAGGAAGAAUGUGCUGGAGAGGACUUUAUCUUCCUCAGAUUUGCCUGAAUCUCAUGUUCAAUUGAGCAUCUCUUAUGCAGCAGAGAAUGAAAGAAGAGCCUUGGAGGAAACACAUAUGCAGACAAUUAGUGAUUCACGCCAUUACCCAUGAUUCUCACAAUGUGUAUCUCUGGUCCUAUUAGCACAUCUCAGUCCAUAAUCACAGGAAGCAAAAUCACUACAGACCCGGGAUCCUGAAAAUAAUCCCAUGCAUGCUAGACUUCCAGAAUUUUCCCAUGUCUGUCCAUCAUGGCCCCACAGUUUCUCUGGGGAGGCCUUUGUAUGUGGCUUGGCAUUGAGUAUAAGCAAGAUUUUCAUCCUGCUCACCUGGGCCCUUGGCCGAGUGCCCUCGUGAAGUGAACAAACUGUGCAAGUAUAACACAGAAGCACCUUACUCUCUCCAGAAGCAGUUUACUUUGGUCCCCUUUGGGCUUUGUCUCAUAGGCAUCAUUUGCUGGGGAGGAAGAGAGAGGGGUGUUACUAUUUUCCUAGCUGCUUUAUCCUACAAGUUAUUCACACCAAAUAAAUGCACGAGUCCAACCAACAAAGUUACCUAACUCACUGACUUUCUCACUGCAGGCUGUGGCUAAUGAGUGGGUGAAAAGGUCACAGCCAGCAGUAAAACACAAAAUAUUAUUUUUGAAUACAACAAUUAAGAAAAAAUCAGAGUGUAUAGUAAGUUUGUCUUAGAGGAAAGACUAUCCAUUGAAAGAAAGACAGUCUCUCCAAUAAAAGGUGCUGGGAAAAUUGGACAUCCACAUGCAGAAGAAUGAAACUAGACCACUCUCUUGCACCAUACACAAAGAUAAACUCAAAAUGGAUGAAAGAUCUAAAUAGGAGACAAGGUUCCAUCAAAAUCCUAGAGGAGAACACAGGAAACACCCUUUUUGAACUCAGCCACAGUAACUUCUUGCAAGAUACAUCCACAAAGGCAAAAGAAACAAAAACAAAAAUGAACUAUUGGGACUUCAUCAAGAUAAGAAGCUUUUGCACAGCAAAGGAUACAGUCAACAAAACUAAAAGACAACCUACAGAAUGAGAGAAGAUAUUUGCAAAUGACCUAUCAGAUAAAGGGCUAGUUUCCAAAAUCUAUAAAGAACUUAUUAAACUCAACACCAAAGAAACAAACAAUCCAAUCAUGAAAUGGGCAAAAGACAUGAAGAGAAAUCUCUCAGAGGAAGACAUAGACAUGGCCAACACGCACAUGAGAAAAUGCUCCGCAUCACUUGCCAUCAGGGAAAUACAAAUCAAAACCACAAUGAGAUACCACCUCACACCAGUGCGAAUGGGGAAAAUUAACAAGGCAGGAAACCACAAAUGUUGGAGAGGAUGUGGAGAAAAGGGAACCCUCUUACAUUGUCUUAGAAACUGCUUAUAUUGGGACGCCCAGGUGGCUCAGCAGUUGGGUAAUGCCUUUGGCUCAGGGCGUGCAUGGUCCUGGUCUGGGGAUCGACUCCACAUUAGGCUCCAUGAGAGGAGCCUGCUUAUCCCUCUAUCUCUCUGCUUCUCUCUCUGCGUCUCUCAUGAAUAAAUUAAAAAAUAUUUUUAAAAACCUGCUUAUGUCUUGGCAGUAUGUAUGUACUGAGUUGUGACAUAAAAUGUAGCUCGCAGCCCAAGAACAGUAUAAUCAGAGGAGAAGUGCCCCUCUGGAAAGGAACCAUCUUCUGACACUCAGUAGCAGUAUGCCCAUGGGGCAAUUUACCUUCCCUUUCUUCUCCGUUUCCUUAUUAUAAAAGGAAGAGACAAACUAUUACCUAAGGCCUCUCCCAGUUAACAGUCUGUGGAGUCUGGACAAAGGGAAUGGAGAGUGGUGGAUCAAAAACUAGGAGGAGGAGGGAAGUUUUCCUGCCACUUUACAGGAAGGAGUCGUAUUUUUCUGCCUUCCAUCGGCCUUGAAGGCUAGCUCUCUUAGCCCAAGACUCUGUAGCCAGGCCUGAUGGUCACUACCAGCCGGAACAGGUGCACCCCACCCCUCUCCACCCUUUUUCCUUAAAGGAGUAGUGACAGUAGAUGCUCUGUGUCAGUUCCAUUCUAACUCAGAUUUGUCUGGGAAGCUAAUUUGGCUGGAUCCAGGCAAAGCAUUAGACCAAAUCAAUAUUCUUUCUGCCUUUGGUAGUUUCCUGGUGUGUAAAACAAGGGGAGUGAAAGGCUCCAUGCACCGGAAGCCCGACGUGGGAUUUGAUCCCGUGUCUCCAGGAUCGCACCCUGGGCCAAAGGCAGGCACCAAACCGCUGCGCCACCCAGGGAUCCCUUAUUGACUGUUUUAGAUGACAUCUAACAGGUAAUUCCUAAUAAAAAUUCUUAGAAGUAAGGAAAUAAAAGUAUCUACCAGAAACCUAAAUAGCAACAUUUUUUAAAGUCAAGGACAAAAAAAAUUAAAAAGACCAAAAAAAUAAAGUCAAGGACAAGAGUAGAAUGCCUAUUAUUCCUGUUACUAUUCAUCACGUUGAAGAGGUCCUAAUCAAUGAAAUAGGAAGAAACUUCUUUUAAGGAUUCCAGGCAUCUCAAUGCAAUAGGAAAAAUUAAGUAUUGGAAAGGAAGCAACAAAACAUAUUUGCAUAUGAAAUUAUGGACAACCUAAAAGGCCCAAGAGAGUCAACUUAAAUUUUACGGUAGUGGGAUGCCUGGGUAUCUCAGCAGUUGAGCACCUGCCUCUGGCUCAGGGCAUGAUCCCAGGGUCUUGGGAUCAAGUCCCACAUCAGGGUCCCUGAAUGGACCCUGCUUCUCCCUCUGCCUGUGUCUCUGCUUCUCUCUGUAUCUCUCAGAAAUAAAUAAAAUCUUUAAAAAAUAAAAAAAUAAAUUUUACUGGAAGUGCUAUGAGAAUUCAGUAAGAUGGCUAGACACAUAAUCAAGAGCUCAACAUACAAAAUGCAGUAGCUUUCUUUAUGUUCCAAAAAUAACUAAUUAACAAACGGAAGAAUGGUUCGAUUUAUAAUAUCAAAAAUGGAAGGACACCUCGGUGGCUCAAUGGUUUAGCACCUGCCUUCAGCCCAGGGUGUGACCUGGAUCCCGGGAUCGACUCCCACAUCGGGCUCCCUGCAUGGAGCCUGCUUCUCCCUCUGCCUGUGUCUCUGCCUCUCUCUCUGUGUGUCUCAUGAAUAAAUAAAUAAAAUCUUUUAAGAAAAGAUUUAAAAAUAUCAAUAAAAGGCAUAAAGUACCUAGGAAUAAACUUACAGCAAAGAAUGGGGAAGACCCUUGAGAUGAAAACAUUAAAACUCUUCUGAAGAACAUUAAGAAAUGAAUAUAUGAUGAUACCAUGUUCCUAGAAUAUUGCAAAGAUGUCAAUUCUCCUCAAACUCAAUGCAAUCCUAUUGAAAUUCCAAGAUAGUUUUUUUUUUUUAAAUAAAAACUGGCCAACUGACAUAUGGUAAAGGGAUAUGCAGGUCUAGCUAUGAAAUGUAUGAAAAAAGAUGUCAAAGAGCAGGAGCUUAACUCUACCAGAAAUCAAAAUAGGUUAUUAAAAAAAACAAAAUAGGUUAUUAUAAAGCAAUUGGAAUUAAGUAUAUAGUGUGAUAUGGGAAAGGAAACUGGACUGAUAAGAGUCCAGAUAAGAAAAGUAUUUUAGAGAUGCCUGGGUGGCUGAGUGGUAGAGCAUCUGCCUUCGACUCACAGGGUGAAGCCGGGUCUGGGGAUCAAGUCCCACAUUGGGCUCCCUGAGACGAGCCUGCUUUUCUCUCUGCCUAUGUCUCUGUCUCUCUGUGUAUAUGUCUCAUGAAUAAAUAAAGUCUUACAAAAAAAGAAUAGUAUUUUAGAUCUGAUAAGAAAGAAUGAACCAUUCAAUAAAAGAUUUUAAAGUAACUGGAUCUUUCUGUAGGGGGAACAUGUUAGAUCCCCUACCUCAAGCAUACCUAAAAACAAAAAAGAUUCUAUACAGGUUAAAAAAUAUAAAUUACAACAAAUAUAAGGAGAAGAAGACAGUAUAAAGCAACAAAUGCCUCGCUAACAAGACCCACAUCCCAUAGGCCACAAGGGAAGAACUCGCAGAUAUGGUGACAGACUCAAAACACCUUCCCAUUAUUUGUAGUCUCACCCCCUUCAUCCCUGGAUUGUUGGUCAUCUUCUGGUGAUUGAAACUGGGUUCCUGGAGACGGAACUGCAGAAUCCAUGAUGCCAGAAACACUGUGGACAGAUCCCCAAGGUGGGCACAACUUUGGCUUUGAGUCCUGAGAAUUCCAGUCCCGCUUUCCCCAGGUUCCC
Molecule: messenger RNA, 6415 nt
Organism: Nyctereutes procyonoides (raccoon dog)
Lineage: Eukaryota; Metazoa; Chordata; Mammalia; Carnivora; Canidae
Product: rho GTPase-activating protein 27-like
Exons: 11
Coding region: 504-2330 (608 amino acids)
Biological process (GO): regulation of GTPase activity
Cellular component (GO): cytoplasm
Molecular function (GO): protein binding
Source: RefSeq, a predicted model, not a curated record